Closterium sp. Naga37s-1 is the source of this 1590-nucleotide messenger RNA. NCBI's taxonomy places the organism in Eukaryota, Viridiplantae, Streptophyta, Zygnematophyceae, Desmidiales, Closteriaceae. The record is from the annotation of a GenBank genome assembly.
AUGGUGAUUGCUGGUGCGCCUGAGCCGUCGCCAGAGCGCGUUGCCGCCUGGUUGGCUGUGGUCGCCAAGCCUCCGUUGGAGCCCGAAAAGGCGACCAUGGCGACGAAGCCCGUGACAACAGUCUCUGAAAAGACUCUUCACCACGCGCCCACGGAUCCCCUUGCCGUGCCAGAGGCAGUCCCGUCUGCCCCUGUUGUUGUUCCGUCCGCUCCGGCUGCAGCUCCUGGCCCCCUGGCUCUCGUUUUUGAGCCGUCGGCAUCUGCUCCUGCUGGGGAUGUUGCUGAUCUCCCUGUUCCUGUCCCUGGCGCCCCCGUUGCACCGCCCGCUUCUGUCCCUGGCGUGCCCACUCCGGCUUCUGCUUCGUCACCGAAGGCGGCGUCCGCCAUCACUGGUGGCCCGGCUCCGUCGGUUGCGCCCUCAGCAGCGGGUCAGUCCGCGCCUGCUGUGAUGCCGAUGGCCCCGGCAGGGGCAGGCCCGUCCGCUCCCGCUGCUGUUCCGUCUGCUCCGCCUGCGGCACCUGGCCCCCUGGCUCCCCUUGUCGAGCCGUCGGCGUCUGCCCCUGCUGGGGGUGUUGCUGAACCCCCUGCACCUGUCCCUGGCGCCCUUGUUGCGCCGACCGCUUCUAUCCCCUGCCUGCCUGCGCAUGCCUCUGCUUCGUCACCAAAGGCGGCGUCCGCCACCACUGGCGAGCCAGCUCCGUCGGUUGCGCCUGCGGCGGCGGGCCAGUCCGCCCCUGCUGUGACGGCGGUGGCUCCUGCAGGCCAGCCUUCACGCCCUCCGUCGCCUGACCGUCGCUCGUCACGCCCCCAUUCCCCCGCUCCCCAUCAAGACCGCAAGUCCUCUCGUCGCCGCCGUGAAUCUCCACGGCGGUACCAGCAACAGUCGCACUGGCCUGCUCACCCCGUGGGUCAGGGGGAUUGGAGGGGUCCCCGUGCUCGUGGCGGGGGUGGGGGGUAUCGCCCGCCUGUGACGAUGGCGGAUCUUCAGCGGGAAGUGUCGAGGGCGGUUCGGGAGGAGAGGGCGGCGCAGAGCCAGAGCAGUUCGCUGCGCGCCUUGCCAGCCCACGAGGCUCCCCGUCCGGCUGCGCUCCCCCCGAACCCGCAGCAUGUUGCUCCGCCUCCCCCUCACAUCCAAGCGCCACCAGCUCCUUCUCCCGCCGUAUCGGCACCUGCUCCCGGUUCUCGUCUCCAUCUGCCGCCGGUUCCGCCCGUUGCGGGAGUGGAGUUUGUGGCCGCGGGAGGCGGCUCGUUGGCGGCUCCGUUUGCUCUCCCAGCUGGUGCUGAAGAGCCGCUCCAGUUCCUGGUGGAGGCACUCCAGCCUCCGCAGACCCGUGUUCCCGCCUCGCUGACAAGUGACUCUUGCCUGGACGCGGCAGACCAGCUCGCGGUGCUGCUGGCGCCCGUGCUGGCUGCGCCCGCGGAGGGCGGCGCUGCUGCUGCGGGACAGCUUGACGAAGCCGUCCGGGGCUUGAGGCGGCACUUGCGCGGAGGAUCUGGAGCCGCGGCGAUCGGCGCAAGCACGCUAGUGGUCCGGGAGCUGUGGCGCUCCCUGACGGGCAUUCUUCACGCCCUUGGAGCUCACCGCAUGUAG